Molecule: messenger RNA, 2404 nt
Organism: Meriones unguiculatus (Mongolian gerbil)
Lineage: Eukaryota; Metazoa; Chordata; Mammalia; Rodentia; Muridae
Gene: Barhl2
Product: BarH like homeobox 2
Exons: 3
Coding region: 598-1728 (376 amino acids)
Biological process (GO): regulation of transcription by RNA polymerase II
Cellular component (GO): nucleus
Molecular function (GO): RNA polymerase II transcription regulatory region sequence-specific DNA binding; DNA-binding transcription factor activity, RNA polymerase II-specific
Source: RefSeq, a predicted model, not a curated record
GCGGGGCGGCGGCGGGAGUCGCCGGGCGCCGCCUGUCCGCCGUCCUCCUGCGCGCCCCGCUCCCCGCGCCCGCCGCGUCCCGGGGCCCCGCGAGGGACGGCAACUUCCCCGCAAAGUUGGGGAAACUCGCUCGGCUCCGGGGCGGCCGGCCACGUCGGGGCUCGCCCGGGAGCGGCCAGCGGGCAGCGGGCGGCGGGCAGCGGGCAUCCCCCGGCCGCGGCGGCGGGGGCGGCGGCGGGGUCGCUCCCGGGCCGGCGCGCUCUGCUCGGGGCCGCCCGCCGCCGCCGCCCGCGCGGGCCAGCGGGGCGCACCCCGCUCCUGCCGCGGCCCCCGUCGCCCGCUCUCUCCCCUUCGCGGGAGAGGGAAAAGUUGAGUCGCGAGUGCACGAAUCGCCAGCUCCUGUUCUCCGCCGCCUCCGCCGCUGGCUUCUCUUUUUUCUUUUUCUUUUUUUCUUUUUAAAGCGGUGGGUGUCAACGUUUUGUUUUUUUAUUUUUUAGUUUUUAUUUUUUUCGGUGUUUUGUUUUUCCGCUCGGCACCUUCGCCUUGCCGGGUGCCGGCGGCGGCUGACCCGCGGAGUGGCGCGGACCUCAUGGUGAAAUGACGGCGAUGGAAGGGGCCAGCGGCUCGAGUUUCGGAAUAGACACGAUCCUGUCCGGCGCCGCUUCGGGCAGCCCCGGCGUGAUGAACGGAGAUUUCCGCUCCCUCGGAGAGGCGAGGGGCACGGAUUUUCGGAGCCAGGCCACCCCCUCCCCCUGCUCGGAGAUCGACACCGUGGGCACGGCGCCCUCGUCCCCCAUCUCGGUCACCUUGGAGGCCCCGGAGCCGCACCUCGGGACGGACGGCCCGCACCACCACCACCUGCACCACGGCCACCCGCCGCCGCCGGCCGCGGCCCCCGCGCAGAGCCUGCAGCCUUCGCCUCCGCAGCCGCCGCCCGCGGCUCAGCAGCUGGGCUCGGCCGCCUCGGCCCCCCGGACUUCCACCUCCUCCUUUCUGAUUAAGGACAUCUUGGGGGACAGCAAACCGCUGGCGGCCUGCGCGCCCUACAGCACCAGCGUCUCCUCUCCCCACCACACGCCGAAGCAGGAGGGUGCCGCGGCGCACGACAGCUUCCGGCCGAAGCUGGAGCAGGAGGACAGCAAGAGCAAGCUGGACAAGAGGGAGGACUCCCAGGGCGACAUCAAAUGCCACGGAACAAAGGAGGAAGGAGACCGGGAGAUUACAAGUAGCCGGGAGAGUCCUCCCGUGAGAGCCAAGAAGCCUCGGAAGGCCAGGACGGCCUUCUCAGACCACCAGCUCAACCAGCUGGAGCGUAGCUUUGAGCGGCAGAAGUACCUCAGUGUCCAGGACCGAAUGGACCUGGCCGCUGCCCUGAACCUCACUGACACCCAAGUCAAGACCUGGUACCAGAACCGCAGAACCAAGUGGAAGCGGCAGACGGCGGUGGGCCUGGAGCUGCUGGCCGAGGCCGGGAACUACUCCGCGCUGCAGAGGAUGCUCCCGUCGCCCUACUUCUACCACCCCAGCCUGCUGGGCGGCAUGGACAGCGCGGCGGCGGCGGCGGCCGCGGCCAUGUACAGCAGCAUGUACCGGACUCCGCCGGCCCCGCACCCGCAGCUGCAGCGGCCGCUCGUGCCCCGCGUGCUCAUCCACGGCCUGGGGCCCGGGGGGCAGCCGGCCCUCAACCCUCUGUCCAACCCCCUCCCCGGCACCCCGCACCCCCGGUGAGGAAGGGGGACGGCGCCCGGGCCGCCCCGCACCCGGCCAGCAGCCACGGAGGCCGAGGACGAAAGGGGAGUCCUGGGGUCCCCCAGGACCAGCGAGCCCCCUGCGCUUCAUCUGCCCGCCUCAGAGGCACGGCUGCAAAGCCCCCCACCAGUGAGACUGGCCAAAAUACUGACGCCACUGAAAGCGUAACCAGUAAGUCGAAAACAUCCACAAAACCAACUCUCACAAACCGACUUUAGGGAUGAGCGGAGGGGAGGGCGGGGGAGGGCCGAGAGGGGCGAGAGACGGGCGGGGUGGAGAGGAACCUUCUGGCAAAGAAGGGAUGCUGGACCGACAGCCCGAAGUUCACCCCCAGCAGAAGGUCCGCCUGGACAUCCGGUCUGCCUCGGAGCAGCGGAGCGUGACGGAGAACUUUGCACUGAUUUCUCAUGAGCUUUUUUUCUUUUGGAAAAGUGGCAUGCUACAUAAUAUGAAAAAAAAUGUACAUUUGAAAGACUGAGUGAUAAGCGAUAUAUCAUAUUUAUUAUAUGUUGCCCAAGAGAGAGUCACUUAUAUACGUCAGUAAGAACAUGAUUCUUCUUUUCAUGUCUUUUUGAUUCAGUAAAAUAAAUGCUUAGACAAAAGUAUAGAUUUUUUUGUGAUUGAAAAUUACAAAAAUAAAGUUUAUCUUUUUUUA